CGAUUCGAUUUUUUGUGACCUCGGGCUGUUCGAUCCACCGUGAUCUCAUAAUCUCCACCGACACAGGGUCUCAACGGCGACUAACGGGCCAUCGUUACCGACUGAUUCCAUCUGUUUCCCAGAUCCGGUUCCUUUGAUUUGGGUUCUCCUUCAAGAAUUGAUACACAAAUUUCAACAAUGCCAUAGUGCAAACUAUGGCGGCAACAAGGAAUAAA
Molecule: messenger RNA, 215 nt
Organism: Arabidopsis thaliana (thale cress)
Lineage: Eukaryota; Viridiplantae; Streptophyta; Magnoliopsida; Brassicales; Brassicaceae
Exons: 2
Source: RefSeq, marked reviewed